Plasmodium malariae is the source of this 3555-nucleotide messenger RNA. RefSeq names its product conserved Plasmodium protein, unknown function. Bases 1 to 3555 code for a protein of 1184 amino acids. NCBI's taxonomy places the organism in Eukaryota, Apicomplexa, Aconoidasida, Haemosporida, Plasmodiidae. The transcript has a single exon. The record is from RefSeq and is a predicted model, not a curated record.
AUGAUAAGCAACGAACUAGAUUAUCUAAAGUUCAUAAUAUGUGAUGUAUUUGGACAUACUUGCAGUGAAAUAGUAGAACUAAUUUUAUUAUAUGGAAAUAAAUUAACCAUUAACGAAAUUAUUAAUUUAUCCAAUUAUGAGUUCAGUAUAGUUAGAAAUAUUUUGUUAUAUCUGUUGAUCCACAAUAUUUUAGAUAUUCAUAUAAUUUAUGACAAAUCAGGGGAAUGUAGCCAUAUUGCCUCCAAAUAUGGAAAGAGUAACACGACCUUAGGGGAAAAGUACAGCAAGGGCCUUCAUUCAAAUAAAAAGAAGACGUUAAAAAGAAACGAAGCACAGGUAGAGGAAGCAGGAGUAACUACAGGAGUAACUUCAGAAGUAAACACAGGAGGAAACGCACGAGCAAGCACUAGGGAGGGUCUCAAUUUGAACGAAGAGAUUAUUUUAUUACCGGAUCACGAAAAUUAUAAGUACAUGAAAGGAUGUAAGUGUGCCUUGUGUAUUUGCAAAAUAAAAAGAGUAGAAUAUUUUGUUAUAAUUAAAAAUAUUUAUGUUCUUGUGAGAUAUGCCUCUAUAUUUUAUUACAUCCAUCCAACACAUAUAAAAGAAAAGAAUGAAGAUAACCUAGAAAAUAUGAACAGUUUUACAUCUUCUAGGUCUUCAUCUACUAUCAGUUCCAACGUAUGUUACAAUUUCUUUGUAUCGGAUGUAAUACUUGACGAUAGUUUAGCAUAUUUAGACGAUACCAAGAACAGUAGUAAUAGUAAUAACAGGAGUAGUAGUAAUAACAGGAGUAGUAGUAAUAACAGGAGUAGUAGUAAUAACAGGAGUAGUAGUAAUAACAGGAGUAGUAGUAACAACAGGAGUAGUAGUAACAACAGGAGUAGUAGUAACAACAAAAAUAGUAGUAACAACAGGAGCAGCACCAACAAUAGAAGCAACAUCCACAACAAAAAUAGUAGUAACAACAGUAGUGGUAACACCUUUGAAGAGAGCCCAGAAAGAAGAGACAUAAUAAACUUUAUCGAAAAGGUACUUCUAAUGAGAGUUAUUAAAAAAGGUAGAAUUACCAUGGAAAAUUGCUUAAAGAACAUCAGACAGGAUGAUUAUGUUGAGGUGUGUAAGAAAGAGAUUCCAAAUUUUAGCAAAAAAAAAUUAAAGUUAAUAUUUUUUCAAUUAUUAAAAAAGAAAUUUAUAAAAAAGUGUAAGUAUUUUAAUGAACAUAUUUGCGAAAAUAAUAAAAGCAUAAGUGAAAAUAAUAAAAGUAUAUUUGAAAAUAAAAAUAGCAUAUGUGAAAAUAAUAUCAUAUAUGACAGUACUAUUAAUUAUUAUACUGCAAAUACUGAUAACUUAUCUUGUAAUUGCAAUAAUGACACAUCAGACCUUAUUAAGAAAAAUAAAAUAAAAGAUGGCUCAAAGAAUAAAGAUAUAAAUUUUGGUCAUUUAGAACCCUCAUAUCACUCUAAUGAGGUUAGUCUUCACAAUAUUAACCCUAGGGAAAGCAAAAAUAGUGAACCAAUUAACAUAUCAGAGUUUUCAAAGAAUAAAAACAUUAGUAUUGACAAUAACAUAAACUGCAUUAGCGGCAUGGAAAGUAUUAGCAGUGUGAACAAUAUUAACCACAUGAACGGUAUUUCUGUUCAUCACAAAAUGCAGGAGACAAGCAAAACGAACACUCACAAUGUAACAAAAAAGGAGUUAACAAAAAAGAACAAAAAUAGCAGCAUCAUAUCGAAAGAAAUGAUAAACACGAUAAGUAAUGUUAAAAAAAGAAAAAUACAUGACAAAAAAGAUAAUUUUCAAAAUGAUAAUAAUUUGAAAAGUUCAGAUAAUAUAGAAGACAUACUUUUCAAUGUACAUAGUGAACAAGAGAAAAAUGGGAAUAGCAAAUAUAAGAAAAGGAACCAGCAAAAUAGUUUUAGUGAUACUAUUUUUUGUGGUAAUAAUAGAAGUAAUGAUAGUAUUGGUGGCAUUACUGGAAUCAGCGAAAACAUCAGCAGUAAUAAACAUAGUAAUCAAGGCGCACAAGAACUACAUUAUAAUGAUAAAGAGGAUGAGGGGGGAAAAAAUGCCAUAACAAUUUUGCAUAAAAAAAGAGAGGCCUCUUGUUACAUGGACAACUUUUCAUAUGAUACGAACAAAUUUUUAAAUAAAGGGAGCAUGCAAAAUAAUCUCUUUGAAUAUCUUGAUAACCCAUUCAUCUACUUCCAAGCAAAUAAUGAAGUAUUAUCUCUUUUAUUUCUAAAACAAGAAUGUUUUAAUUUUAUAACAAACUAUUUUAACCUGAACGAAAUAGGAAAAUGUAUAUUUUUCUUUUUAUUAACUAAUGUUCAACUUACUUAUUGUGCAGAGGACAACACAUAUAGGGAUAAUCCUUUUUAUUGUUCAUUUGAAAAUAUAGAAAAAUAUGUAAUUGAAAAAUUAAAAAAGAAAAAAAUAUUUAUUGAUAAAAAUACAGUGUUACAAAAUUUAAAUAUACUGAUAAAAUAUCCUGAACAGUUAAUAAAAACACAAUAUAAUAACAUAAUUACAUAUUCUGUUGAUUUCACAAAUAUUAAAACAAUUUAUAAAAACAAAAUAACAUCUAAUGUAAUAGAAAAUAUGAAUGGUUCAGAUGCAUUAAGAAUAUGGAGCUUCCUCAUGUCAACACCUGAGCAAAAAUUGAAUGAUGAAGUUAUCAGUGAAAAUGUAUUAAUACCUUUGAAUGAUGUUAGAAAAAAAUUAUAUAAUUUAUUAUAUUAUGGAUAUAUAAAAUGCCAUGAGUGUAACAAUAGUAACAAUAACAAAACUUAUAUUAAGCAUUCCUUGUCCUUUUCAACAAAUAUUUAUUAUACAAGUAACAAAAUAAGGGAAAACUUAUAUGCCAUAGCUAAAAAUAUUUACAUUAGGAAAUUCUACGAAAAUAAUGAAAUUAAUAACCUCCAUAAUAGGUCUAACAUGUGUAUCAGCGAGAAGGAAAACUACAGAGAAGUGGAUAUAUGCAACAACAUAAAACAAGUUAGUACCAUCACUGCCACACUGAAGAACGACAGAAAUAGUAGUGAUGAAAGAUUCGUUUACAACGCUAGAAGUAUAAACAGAGAUAGAAGUAUAAACAACGAUAGAAGUACAAACAAUGAUAGAAGCAUAAAAAACGAUAGAAGCAUAAACAACAAUAGAAGCAAAAACAGCGAUAGAAGUAUAAACGAUGAUAGAAGUAUAAACUAUGAUAGAAGUAUAAACAACGAUAGAAGUAUAAACAACGAUAGAAGCAUAAACGAUGAUAGAAAUAUAAACGAUGAUAGAAGUAUAAACAACGAUAGAAGCAUAAACGAUGAUAGAAGUAUAAACAACGAUAGAAGCAUAAACGAUGAUAGAAGUAUAAACAUUGAUACAAGUGCCAAUAAUAAUAGUAACGUUAAUAGAAACACCAACAAUAGCAACAACAGUAGCAGUGCCACCAACCUCAACAAUAUAAACAAAAAGGGCAUAACUUUAACAUCACGGGAAUAUGCGGUAGAUUACUUAGAAAUAAGUUUGAUCAAUUUAGACAAGCUAAUUUUCAUUUUUAACAUCUGA